CCUCAAUAGGGAGGAUAUAAUUCCAACAAUGCCGCCGUCACUCCCCUCCAGCUCGCUGGGCAGCUUGGCCCGCGGGAAGCAAUCGCUAUGCUUCAAGUCCGCAGCGCGCACUUUCACCUCCUCGUCCCAGUGCCAGGCCAUUGGCCCUGAAUCUCCAAAAUUUAUCGAGAUCCCCCUUCCCCGGCAACGCUUCGCCCAAAAGCAUGUCGAUGUCAAGGGUGUCCUCCCAGUUCCCCGAAACAUCUUCCCGAAACGAGCCGGCGACAAGUCCUCCCCUGAAUACAUUGCCCGCGCCACUUUCGAGCCAACCGCCGCCCACCAGCUCACCAAGACCCCUUCUGAAUACACGGCGUGGAAACGACGCAUGGCCGCAUCCCGGCGUGAGAAUCUGCGAGAGGGGCUGACCAAGCUUUACGACCGUAAGGUGAAGAAGGACGCUCAGGUUGCACGCAAGAGCAGCAUUACGCAAGAGAACAACCAACGCCUUGUUGAUGCACCCCAGCGAGAAUCCGAUCGUCUCACUUCACCCACCAUCACAGCCGCCAUGGCCACGUUCCAGCACGGUGCCCUCCCCGACCCGAACAGAGCGGCUCGCAUUGCUGCGUCCGCGGAGAAGGUGGCUGCGAAGAUCAAGGCUCAGGAGGAGGCACGCCGCGAUUCGCUGCACUCGUUAUACAUGCAUGCACGCUCUUUCAUCACCACCGAGAAGGAGCUGGAUGCUGAGAUCGACAAGAUCUUCACGGAGAGGCCGUUUGCACAUGUUCACGGAAGGGAGAACGAGACGAAUAUUUGGGAUGCCGAAGGAUCGCCAAUGACGGUCUUCAGUAUGCUGAGCGAGGUCAGCAAUACACAGAAGAAGGCUGUGGAUUACUAUCAGACGCCGGCGAAGGUGACGGGCAAGAGAAUGGUGAAGAUUGCGGAGGAGUUGACUGGAGGAAAGAUGGAUUAGAGAGGGGUUGUAUUGUAUAUGGGGAAAUGUUUUGUACCAAUAUUGUCUUGUAUACCACCAAUGGAAUACUUUUAGCCAUGCACAUAUUCAUUCACAGUGAUUCAGAAGCAUAGAUAGGAG
This is a messenger RNA of Pseudogymnoascus verrucosus, 1069 nucleotides long. RefSeq lists its product as uncharacterized. The transcript has a single exon. Lineage: Eukaryota; Fungi; Ascomycota; Leotiomycetes; Thelebolales; Thelebolaceae. Bases 29 to 949 code for a protein of 306 amino acids. The record is from RefSeq and is a predicted model, not a curated record.